Sorex fumeus (smoky shrew) is the source of this 1656-nucleotide messenger RNA. RefSeq names its product lysine acetyltransferase 5 (gene KAT5). The transcript is spliced from 13 exons. Gene Ontology annotation, molecular function: histone acetyltransferase activity. Lineage: Eukaryota; Metazoa; Chordata; Mammalia; Eulipotyphla; Soricidae. The record is from RefSeq and is a predicted model, not a curated record. Gene Ontology annotation, biological process: regulation of DNA-templated transcription. Bases 1 to 1641 code for a protein of 546 amino acids.
AUGGCGGAGGUGGUGAGUCCGGUGCCCGGGGCGGGGCGGAGGGAGCCAGGGGAGGUGGGUAGAGCCCGAGGCCCCCCAGUAGCCGACCCUGGCGCCGCGCUGUCUCCCCAGGGGGAGAUAAUCGAGGGCUGCCGCUUGCCAGUGCUGCGGCGGAACCAGGACAACGAAGAUGAGUGGCCCCUGGCCGAGAUCCUGAGCGUGAAGGACAUCAGUGGCCGGAAGCUUUUCUACGUGCAUUACAUUGACUUCAACAAACGCCUGGAUGAAUGGGUGACCCACGAGCGGCUGGACCUAAAGAAGAUCCAGUUCCCCAAGAAAGAGGCCAAGACUCCCACCAAGAACGGACUCCCAGGGUCCCGGCCCGGCUCGCCAGAGAGAGAGGUGCCGGCCUCCGCCCAGGCCAGCGGGAAGACUUUGCCAAUCCCGGUCCAGAUCACACUCCGCUUCAACCUGCCCAAGGAGCGGGAGGUCAUUCCCGGUGGCGAGCCCGACCAGCCGCUCUCCUCCAGCUCCUGCCUGCAGCCCAACCACCGCUCCACGAAACGGAAGGUGGAGGUGGUUUCACCGGCGACCCCAGUGCCCAGCGAGACAGCCCCGGCCUCGGUGUUUCCCCAGAAUGGCUCUGCCCGGAGGGCAGUGGCUGCCCAGCCGGGCCGAAAAAGAAAAUCGAAUUGCUUGGGCACUGAUGAGGACUCCCAGGACAGCUCGGAUGGCAUCCCGUCGGCCCCGCGCAUGACCGGCAGCUUGGUGUCCGACCGGAGCCACGACGACAUCGUCACGCGGAUGAAGAACAUCGAGUGCAUCGAGCUGGGCCGGCACCGCCUCAAGCCCUGGUACUUCUCCCCGUACCCGCAGGAGCUCACCACGCUGCCCGUGCUCUACCUCUGCGAGUUCUGCCUCAAGUACGGCCGAAGCCUCAAGUGUCUGCAGCGGCACUUGACCAAGUGUGACCUGCGGCACCCACCCGGCAACGAGAUCUACCGCAAGGGCACCAUCUCCUUCUUCGAGAUAGACGGCCGCAAGAACAAGAGCUACUCCCAGAACCUGUGCCUCCUGGCCAAGUGCUUCCUCGACCACAAGACGCUUUACUACGACACAGACCCCUUCCUCUUCUACGUCAUGACCGAGUACGACUGCAAGGGCUUCCACAUCGUGGGCUACUUCUCCAAGGAGAAGGAGUCCACGGAAGACUACAACGUGGCGUGUAUCCUGACACUGCCCCCCUACCAGCGCCGAGGCUACGGCAAGCUGCUGAUCGAGUUCAGCUAUGAACUUUCCAAGGUGGAAGGGAAAACGGGGACCCCUGAGAAGCCCCUCUCGGACCUCGGCCUGCUCUCCUACCGCAGCUACUGGUCCCAGACCAUCCUGGAGAUCCUGAUGGGGCUGAAGUCGGAGAGCGGGGAGAGGCCUCAGAUCACCAUCAACGAAAUCAGCGAGAUCACCAGCAUCAAGAAGGAAGAUGUGAUCUCCACGCUGCAGUACCUCAACCUCAUCAACUACUACAAGGGCCAGUACAUCCUCACGCUGUCCGAGGACAUCGUGGACGGGCACGAGCGGGCCAUGCUCAAGCGGCUCCUUCGCAUCGACUCCAAAUGUCUACACUUCACGCCCAAGGACUGGAGCAAGAGGGGGAAGUGGUGACCAGGCACUGCCCGC